AUAAAUAAAUGAAAAGAAAAAGAAGGGGGCAACUCCCGUCGAUUGAACAAGUCUGAAGCUGAAGUGCAGGGUAGGAUACUUCUUUCAAAUUUAUGUGAUCGGGAACCCUAAACCCCCAAAGCCUUUGACUUUGUUCAAUCCUUCGACAUGAGUAUGACCCAAUUCGCCAUGGUUGAGGAAUUGGCUUUUCUUGUCAAGGACAAUCUUCCUUGCAAGCAUCUAGUUCUCACAAUGGAAGAAUCCCUUGUUAACUUUCUUCAGGAUGAUGACACUAGUUCAGAUGGGAUCUUGGAAUUGGAGCCAAUGAACUCUUACAAUCGUCUUCUAUUGCAUCGCCUUGCUGAAAUAUUUGGGUUUGCACAUGAAUCUGUUGGCGAAGGAGAUGAUCGCCAUUUGAUUCUGGAAAGAUGUCCAGAUACGUCCAUACCUCCAGUCCUUGUUAGUGAUAUCCUAUGGAAGUAUGAUGAUGAACCUCAAUCUUUGGUUACAUCCCACCAAAUAUUAAGGAGAAGUGAAUCCUCUCCAGUCUUGCAGAAAAACACAGCAUCCCUUUCACAGUCACUUGAGGAGAGAAAAGCAGCUUAUUUAAUUGCUCGUGAGCGAAUUUUCUCUAUGAAGUUGGAAGAGGUAAAAGAGCCUGGUGAACAAAAGCCACGGAGUGUGCCUGUGGUUGCCCGCAGAAUGAUUGCCCAUGCCCUAGGUCAAAGAAUCAAUACAAAGAAUCAGAAUGACUUGGCUAGUGAUAGUAUGAAGGAUGGAGUCCUCACAGAUGAAUUGAAUGCUCAAGAUAAGAAUAUGGAAGAGUCCACUCUCAAGAAAGUUUCUGAAGAGUAUUCACACCUAAGAGGGAAUUCAAACAACAGCAUAAGAAACACGAGCAGUUCUAAUGCAGCCUCACUUAAUAAAAGGAAUGAUCAAACAACAGUUGACAAAGAUUUGCCAGAAUUCUCUCAAGAAAGAAAACAAGGGCUUAGUGUAAGUAAAGACUACAUAAAAAAGGAGCACUUGGGAGCUGCAAAGAGAAUGUUUGCUCAUGCUUUAGGAGUGCAUUCUGGGAAGGAUGGUUCUGUUCCUAGAAGUAGAAGUGGAGAAAUAAAGAAGAAUUAGAUGAAAAGGUUGUGAAGUAUUUAAAAGCAGAAUGGUAUUCUGUUGCUCCAAAUGGACCUGGAUAGGUGCUCCCCAAGUUUCAAUCAAGCACGAAGAUGAGUAACGAGCAUGCUUUACUCAGGAGAUUCAUGCGAAAGACUAUCGUAGUAUAAAGUUGGUUGCCUAGUUCUGUGAUUGUGCUGUAGUAAAUUCCCUAGCAGUCAAGUGAAAGGGAAUUCUUGAAAAAAACUAUCCAGAAUCAAGUUUGACCUGAUUUGGAGUGAACAGGUUAUGGUGUUUUGGCCCCUCGUCUAUAUGUUGUUGUAAGACAUGUAGUUCCAGUUUCAUUCUACUGUGUUUAGUCUAUUCUGUCAACCUGAUGGUUUUUGUUAUGGCUGUUCCCAGGGGAUGAUUUCCCGUCAUGGUGGGUGUUAUGUAUAUAAUAUGUAAAAUCACAAAUUUCUUGUGUCGUGUUUAGAAAUUCCAAAUUUCUUCCUCGUUUCCCUUCUA
Molecule: messenger RNA, 1596 nt
Organism: Glycine soja
Lineage: Eukaryota; Viridiplantae; Streptophyta; Magnoliopsida; Fabales; Fabaceae
Exons: 6
Coding region: 148-1107 (319 amino acids)
Molecular function (GO): nucleic acid binding
Source: RefSeq, a predicted model, not a curated record